This is a messenger RNA of Cucurbita maxima (winter squash), 4451 nucleotides long. RefSeq names its product protein TONSOKU. The transcript has 21 exons. Gene Ontology annotation, molecular function: protein binding. Gene Ontology annotation, biological process: meristem structural organization; response to DNA damage checkpoint signaling; epigenetic regulation of gene expression. The record is from RefSeq and is a predicted model, not a curated record. Bases 151 to 4173 code for a protein of 1340 amino acids. Lineage: Eukaryota; Viridiplantae; Streptophyta; Magnoliopsida; Cucurbitales; Cucurbitaceae. Gene Ontology annotation, cellular component: nucleus.
AGAUCAUCUCUUUCACUCACAGACUCGCAGGCUCAAAGACGGAACCCUCAAAUCCUCUGCAACUUCCAGGCUUACACAAGCCGCUAUAUCUGUUCCAAUCCUAAGCGACAAAUACAGUUGCCAACGUACAUCGGAACUGCCCUCACCGGAAUGACCCGAGACGGCGUACAAUUCGACGCGGCGAAACGAUCAUAUCGAAAUUCUAAGGCCGAGGGGAACCGGCACGAGGAAGCCAAAUGGGCCAAUGUAAUCGGAAAUAUCUUGAAGAAUAGAGGAGAAUACGUAAAAGCACUCAAGUGGUUUCGGAUUGAUUACGAUGUGUCGGUUAAGUACUUACCUCAGAAGCAUAUGCUGGCAACGUGCCAGUCUCUGGGCGAGGUCUAUCUUCGGCUUGAACACUUCAAAGAUGCUCUUAUUUAUCAGAAGAAACAUUUAGAGCUAGCCAAAGAUGCUAAUGACCUCGUGGAACAACAAAGAGCUAAUACUCAACUGGGUCGUACUUACCAUGAGCUAUUUUUGAAAUCUGAUGACGACCAUUUUUCAGUUCGAAAUGCCAAAAAGUAUUUCAAGGCUGCCAUGGAACGUGCAAAGUUUCUGAAAGAUCACCCACCAAAAAUUGGAUGUUCAUUCCUCAAGGAAUAUAUUGAUGCUCAUAAUAAUUUGGGAAUGCUUGAAAUGGAUCUUGAUAAUUUGGAAGGGGCCAAAAAGAUCUUAACGAAAGGACUAGAAAUUUGUGACGAAGAAGAGGUGGAUGAGGAUGAUGAUGGUCGUAGCAGGCUCCAUCACAACCUUGGAAGUGUAUAUAUGGAGCUAAGAAUGUGGGAUCAAGCUAAGAAGCAUAUUGAGAAGGACAUAAUUAUCUGUAAGAAUAUUGGGCAUUGCCAAGGAGAGGCUAAAGGAUACAUUAACCUUGGUGAAUUGCAUUACAGGGUCCAAAAGUAUGAUGAAGCAAUUCAUUGCUAUCGGAAGGCUCUUCAUCUAGCAAAAUCAAUGGAAGACGAGGAUGCUUUGGCAAGGCAAAUUGAUCAGAAUAUUAAUACUGUUAAGGAAGCUGUACAAGUGAUGGUUGCACUGAGAAAAGAAGAGCAGAAUCUUAAGAAGCUAAUGAGAGAAAUGGUCACUGCUAGAGGCACACCUCGUGAGCGCAGAUGUCUACUGCAGCAAAAUGCCUCUCUUGAUUGCUUAAUUGAAAAAUCAAGUACGAUUUUUGCAUGGAUGCAGCAUCUUGAAUUUGCAAAAAGGAAGAAAAGGGUUGCAAGUGAACUUUGCGACAAGGAAAAGCUGAGUGAUUCUUAUCUGGCUAUUGGUGAAUCAUAUCAAAAACUAAGAAAAUUCACAAAAUCCAUUAAAUGGUAUGUGAAGAGCUGGGAAGUAUACAAGUCUAUUGGUAAUUUAGAGGGACAAGCACUAGCCAAGAUUAAUAUUGGUGACGUUUACGACUGUGAUGGCAAGUGGACAGAAGCAUUAGAUGCAUUUGAGGAGAGUUACAGGAUUGCUCUGGAGGCUAAACUUCCUUCUGUCCAGCUUUCAGCACUGGAGAAUAUGCAUUAUAGCCACAUGAUACGAUUUGAUAAUGUGGAAGAAGCUAGGCGGUUACAGUCCCAAAUUGACCAAUUGAAGGAAAAAACGAAAAGUGGUAAUGAAACAAAAUUUGUAGCACAGGAUUGCUGCUCUGAAACUGAUUCAGAAGAGGCUCUGUCAGACAUUCCAUCUAAUGAGUGCUUGUCAGAAACUAGAAAAUCUUGUAACAGCAGGUUUAAUUCUUCAAAAUCUUUAUCUGAUUUAGAAGAGCCAAAUGACCCAGUUACUUUUACGUCAUCCCUCAAGCGGCAUGAAAGUUCACCUAAAAUCAAAUCAAUUGACAUGGAAAAAUACAAUGCUUCUUCUAACCCUUGUGAAUUUUCGCCUAAAAGUUUGUCUCAGUCAGCUGGUAGCCAACAGACUACCAUUGGUCGUAAACGUGUUCGUGUGAUUCUUUCUGAUGAUGAGGGUGAGGAUGAAAUGAUUGAUUUCUCAAAAUCAAGGCCUCAUUUAUGCCGGGGAGAGAAUUCUGCAACUUCUGAUGAGAACAAGAAUAAACAAUGCUCAGGAAAUAUUGCUGCAGAAAUUAAGGAGGGUUCAGUAACAACCAGCAAACAUGCAAGCAGGUCUUGCGAAGACAUUGAAGAAAGCACUGGUUCAUAUAAAUACAAGAGUCGAAAUAUCGCUUCUCAAAAUGAUAAAGUUUUUGGAACUCAAAAUGCUGAAGAAAUAUUUCGUUCUGAUUCUGCUGCUAGUGGCUCAAAAUUUGAAGUUGACAUCUCGGAAAAUCUGUUGCAUAAAUAUAAUGCUACCAAGUUGAAUCCUUCUGAGCAGGGUGAAUGUGUUACAUUCAAAAUUGAUAAUAAGCAGAUACACAUAGAGAUUGCAUCAUUUGGAGAUAUGCUAACCAUUGAAUCUGCGAAGGAAGAACUAGCAUGCAUUUACUAUCUACAACUUCCCUUUGAAAAGAGAUCAGAGGGUCUGUUACCUGUGAUUCAACAUAUAAGUUGUGAUGGGAGAACUCUGGAGAACCUUGAAUUUUUGAAAACCUAUGGCCAUGAGAGAAAUCUUUUGUUUGAUGCUGUCGUCAAUGGAUGGGUUUCAAAACCCUUGAUAAAACUCUAUAUUGAUUACUGCAAGGAGUUAUCCGAGACACCUAACAUGAAGUUGCUGAAAAAACUGUACAAUCUGGAGGCUUCAGAUGACGAGAUUGCGGUGCCUGAUUGUGAUCUGCAAGACCUAUCUAUAAGUCCACUGUUGAAUGCGCUGCACAUCCAGAAAACUUUUGCUAUAUUAGACCUUUCUCACAAUUUCUUAGGAAAUGGAACAAUGGAGAAAAUUCAGCAGGUCUUCAAGCAAUCCAGCCAGACACAUGACUUAACGUUAGAUUUACACUGCAAUCGAUUUGGUCCAACUGCUUUAUUCCAGAUUUGUGAAUGCCCUAUUCUUUUCACUCGAUUGGAAGUGCUUAACAUAUCUGGAAAUCGCCUAACCGAUGCUUGUGGAUCUUACCUUUCAACUAUCUUAAAAAACUGCAAAGGUCUUUGGAGCUUGAACAUUGAACGAUGUUCCAUCACAUCUAGAACAAUUCAGAAGGUUACUGAUGCAUUGGAAGUUGGAGCAUCCCUUGAAAAGCUGUAUAUAGGAUACAACUCAAUCUCUGGAAAUGCCCUCAGUAGUUUAUUUGUUAAGCUCACAGCACUGAAUAGGUUUACAAGUCUUAGUCUAAGUGGUUUGAAGUUGAGCAAGCCUGUUUUGGAAGGCCUUCUCCAGCUUAUUAAAUCCUUGGGGUUGUCUGGAUUAAUGCUUGGGAGCACUGGUAUUGGAGAUGAUGCUGCAUUAGAGAUAACUGAGUCAUUUAGCGGAAGUGAAGAGCUUGUGAAACUUGACUUAGCUUAUUGUGGACUGACAUCCAAGUACCUUGUCAAAUUUGGUGGUUGCAUUUCUAUUAUACAGCGCAUUCAUGAGCUGAAUCUUUCUGGGAAUGCCAUCAUGCAAGAGGGUUGUAAUGCAGUAUCGUCACUAAUAGCUAACCCUCAAUGUGGCUUAAAAGUCCUGCUUCUCAACAAGUGUCAGCUUGGCCUAGAUGGAGUUGUUCAAAUCAUUCAGUCUGUAGCAGGUAACUACUAUCUUGAAGAGCUCAAUCUUGCCGACAACGUUGUUCUUGUUAGACAUGCCCUGCAAUGUAACAUAACAGAGAAAGAAAGUAAAGAACUUAAACAACCGUGCCACGAUAUAUCUAAACCUCAAGGCCUAACAUGUUCAAUAGAGGAGUUGGACCCUGCCCAACAGAAUUUAGAGGAGGUAAACGCUGAAUACAAUCAUCUUGAAGUUGCAGAUAGCGAGGAACCAAUUAGAGAAGCUGCAGCAUCUGGGAUUGAUGAUAGUUGUGCAAGUUCAUGUGAAAGGAAAUCCGCGUCUCUUGAUUGCCAGUCUAUUUUACCACUUUCAACUGCCAUUGGGAUGGCAAAAACGUUGCAAUUACUGGAUCUUAGCAAUAAUGGUUUUUCUGCCCAGGAGACUGAAACAAUGUUUGGUGCAUGGUCAACUUCGAGAACUGGUUUGGCCCAAAGACAUAUUGAGGACAACAUAGUACAUCUAUUUGUAAAGGGGGCGAAGUGUUGUGUGAGACCCUGCUGCAAGAAGGAUUAGUUUAAUGCUGCUGAAAUCUGUUAUAUCAGAUUCUUUCUUUGAAUACUCCGCGUCCAGACGGCGAGGAUUGAAGAGGCAGGCUAAAAUUGCUUCACGGGUGGACCGACUUAAGGAACAUGGAGUGAUCGGUUUUUUCACGUAUAAACAAACCUUUUGGUUCCUAUAUUUUUCAUCUUCUAAUUUGUUAGUUCUUAAUACUCUUUACAAAAUGUAUGCAAACAAAAGAAAAACAAUAGAGAAAUUGUAUAUCCAAUAAAAUAUCAACUCACUCAAUGUAA